Molecule: messenger RNA, 3015 nt
Organism: Letharia columbiana
Lineage: Eukaryota; Fungi; Ascomycota; Lecanoromycetes; Lecanorales; Parmeliaceae
Exons: 2
Coding region: 1-3015 (1004 amino acids)
Biological process (GO): protein processing
Cellular component (GO): mitochondrial matrix
Molecular function (GO): metal ion binding
Source: RefSeq, a predicted model, not a curated record
AUGCAUGGGUUCAUGCUCAAGCGCAAGAAGCACGUACCUGAGUUACAGCUUACAGCCUUCCACCUCGAGCAUGAGAAGACUGGAGCGGAAUAUCUGCACGUUGCCAGAGACGACAAGAACAACGUCUUCUCCAUUGGAUUUAAGACUAACCCCCCAGAUCAUACAGGUGUUCCCCACAUCCUUGAACACACCACGCUCUGCGGAAGUCAGAAGUAUCCUGUUCGAGAUCCUUUCUUCAAGAUGCUACCCAGGUCUCUCUCCAAUUUCAUGAAUGCCUUCACGUCCUCCGAUCACACGUCUUAUCCUUUCGCUACUACGAACCAGCAGGACUUCAAAAAUCUGUUGUCUGUCUAUCUGGAUGCUACAUUUCAUCCCCUGCUGAAAGAGAAUGACUUCACUCAGGAGGGUUGGCGGAUCGGACCUGAGAACCCCAAAGCCAUCGCGAAUGGUCACGCCGAAAGCGGCACAGAUGACAAGUUGGUCUUCAAGGGCGUGGUAUACAAUGAAAUGAAAGGCAUGGUUUCAGACGCAAGCUAUCUGUAUUACAUCAAGUUCCAAAAUCAGAUUUUUCCAGAUAUCAACAAUUCAGGCGGCGAUCCCCAGAAAAUGACUGAUCUCACCUACCAGAAUUUAAAAGAUUUUCAUUCGAAGAAUUAUCACCCGAGCAAUGCUAAAAUAUUCACCUACGGCGAUACGCCUCUUGCGGAUCAUCUGCAAGAAAUGGGCCAGCAGUUGGACCGAUUUGAAAGGAUACAAGCAGACACAUCCAUCAAGCCACCAACGAGCCUAGAUAAUGGGCCCCUAUUCUACACUGUCAAGGGACCUGCUGAUCCAUUGGUGGACAAAGACAUGCAAUACAAGACAUCUACUUCUUGGCUGAUGGGUGAUACUUCGAACAUACUGGAGACAUUCUCACUAGGCAUCAUGUCAUCAUUGCUCCUUGAUGGCUACGGUUCUCCAUUAUACCAAGCUCUUAUCGAAGCUGGUCUAGGCCCAGAUUGGAGCCCAAACACCGGCUACGAUAGCGCCGGCAAAAUAGGAAUCUUGUCGAUUGGCCUCAAUGGUGUAAGAGAGGCAGAUCUCCCGAAGGUUAAAGAGGCUAUUCAGUCUAAGUUGCGUGAAGUCCAUCAAAAGCGCUUCGAAAAGGCCAAGGUGGACGGCUAUUUGCACCAGCUUGAGCUGGCUCUGAAGCACAAAACAGCCAGCUUUGGCAUGGGUCUCAUGCAACGAGUACAGCCAGGCUGGUUCAAUGGGGCUGAUCCAUUCGACGCUCUAGCUUGGAAUGAUAUUGUCACCGCGUUCAAGCAACGGUUUUCCGAAGGGACUUACCUGGAGGACUUACUUGAAAAGUACCUUCUCAAUGAUCGUACAUUGACUUUCAUCAUGGAGCCUUUAGAUACUUACGGCGAAGAAUUGGCCAUUGAGGAAGCUACGCGCUUGGCGGUAAAGAUUUCCGAGGUGACUAGGGAGGCAGGCGGAGAGGCUGAAGCUCAAAAGCAGCUUACAGCACGUGAGCUCGAGCUACUUGAGGUUCAAGAGAACGCGAGCGAUCAAGAUGUGAGCUGUCUGCCUAGUGUCCAUGUUAAAGAUAUCCCACGUCAAAUGGAGAAGAAGCCAGUCCGAGACUCAACGCUAGGGGAUGUCAAGAUCCAAUGGCGAGAAGCCAGCACGAACGGACUGACCUAUUUUCGGGCCAUCAACACCCUUGCUGGCCUCCCGUCAGAGCUACGUAUGCUUAUUCCGCUUUUCAAUGACUCGAUCAUGCGGCUUGGUACAAAAGAUAAGAGCAUGGAGCAGCUUGAAGAUCUCAUCAAACUGAAGACCGGCGGGAUAAGUACAUCCUACCAUUCUUCACCUUCGCCGACGGAUAUGAGGACAUCCGUGGAGGGGCUGUCUUUCUCUGGAUAUGCACUGGACAGUAAUGUGCCUGCCAUGUAUGAAUUGCUCCGGACCAUUCUCCAGGAGACGAACUUCGAUGGUCCGGAAGCCGAAAGCAAAAUCAGGCAGCUGCUUCAAGCUGACGCGAAUGGUGCGUUGGAUGCUGUCUCAGGCUCUGGACAUUCCUAUGCUCGGAGAUAUGCGGAAGCAGGGCUCUCCGGACAUAGCCUACUGAAUGAACAGAUUGGAGGUCUGACACAGAUUCAACACACCGGAGAUCUAGCCAACAGACCUCCCAUUGAGAGUUUCGGCGAUGUCAUUGCCAAGUUGAAGGCUAUCCAACACAUUGCUAUUUCCAAUUCGUCAACCUUCCGAGCAGCACUUACGUGUGGACAUGAGUCCGUCUCUUCCAAUGAAGCAGCACUGCAACAAUUUCUCUCGGGAUUCCCUCAGUCUACCAGCAUCCCCAAAGAUGAGGGGUCUAUAUCCGGUGAGAAAUUUAGACCGACGACCUUCUUCCCUUUACCAUAUCAAGUCUACUACUCGGCCCUCGCCGUUCCUACCGUAUCGUACACUCACGCUUCUGGUGGCCCCUUGCAGAUCCUUUCUCAACUCCUCACUCACAAACAUCUGCAUCACGAGAUUCGUGAGAAGGGUGGUGCCUAUGGCGGUGGGGCUUACUCCCGAGGUCUGAGUGGCUUGUUUGGCUACUAUAGCUACCGAGAUCCCAAUCCACAGAGCACCUUAAAGGUCAUGCGGGACGCAGGUCGGUGGGCUCGAGACAAAGAGUGGACAGAUCAAAACCUCGAGGAAGCGAAGUUGAGCGUCUUUCAAGGCGUCGACGCUCCUGAAAGCGUCAGCCAGGAGGGCAUGACCAGGUUUUUGAGUGGUGUGGAUGAGGCUAUGGAGCAGACUAAGCGCGAGCAGCUGUUGGACGUCAAGAAAGAAGAGAUACGUGAGGUCGCUCAGCGGUACCUCGUGGAAGGUAUGAAAGAUGCUAGGAUCGCAGUCCUAGGCGAGAGGAAGGACUGGGUCAAAGAGGAAGCUGGUUGGUCGAUCAAGAGCAUGGAGUUGAGUAAAGCAUCGGAAUCAGUGGGAGCCAGUGACUUGAGUCCUGGUGAUCUAGGCCACGCCUGA